GUUGUUUCAUUUUAUAUGUUAGGCAUGGCUAGCGGUGACCGAAGACAUGGAAAGGAACCGGCGGUGGUGGCGGAGGACAACUUCCCGAAUGGGCUGCGCGUGCUUGCUGUCGACGAUGACCGCGUCUGCCUGAGGGUCCUGGCGGCCGUCCUACGCCAGUGCAACUACAAGCCGACGAUUGUGAUGGACGGAAUGACGGCGCUGAAGAUGCUGAGGGAGGAACAGGAGGAGCAGUUCGACCUGGUGAUCACCGACGUGCACAUGCCAAACAUGGAUGGCUUCCAGCUCAUGGAGAUCAUCGGCCUCGAGAUGGAUCUACCAGUCAUCAUGCUAUCUGUGAACGGAGAAAAGGCAACCGUGUACAAGGGGAUAAAGCAUGGGGCGUGUGACUAUAUUGUGAAACCCGUGGAUAUCAAUGAUAUCAGAAACAUAUGGCAACAUGUUGUAAGGAAAAACCACGUCGCUGUCAACUACAACAACAGUGACAGUGAUGAUGCUGCCCAGAGGGUGGGGCAACCAGUGAUUGCUGAGGGUGGUGCAAAGAGUAAGAAGUGUUCAAAGCAGAAGAGAACUGAUAGAGAAGUCUCAAGCAGGAGUGUGCGAACCACCAGGAAGAAACCAAGGGUGUCAUGGACCGGUGACCUACACAACAGGUUCCUAGAAGUUGUUAACCGACUUGGCCUCGAUCGGGCGGUUCCAAAGGCAAUAUUAGAAAUGAUGAAUGUCCAUAACCUUAGUAGGGAGAGUGUUUCGAGCCACUUACAGAAGUAUCGGCUCUAUCUGAAAAGAGUAAUCGAUGACCCCACGAAGCCUAAUCCUCUGGGUGAUUUGUUCGAGCGGAGGGACUCGUACAUGGACAUGGGUCAGCAGAUAGUCCCACUCCCGCCGUCGUCAGCCCUGUAUUCCUGUGGUUCACAAAAUCUAUACGAAGCACCUCAAGGUCUUUAUGUUCAGCCAAGGAAAUGGGCCACGGGCACAGUCGAUAAUGUUGGCCUCAUGCCAGGAAGCCGCGACGCUUCUGGCCCAUUGGCAAAGACAUCAGAUCACCCAAUGCAGGAUGCAUUUCCUCGUAUCCAUGGCCCUGCUCGUAUCCGUUCUCGCAAAGCCUACGUGAGUGUUCUGCGUGGGAAACUAUUGGAGGUGAACACAAGCGUGGUGCCUUCCUCCCAUCCUGGCAGCUCCUCCUUCCCAGCAGAAAUGCCAAAUGGUGGGCUGUUAGAACCUACAAACCAGUUCCCGGUGCAGCCUCCAGAACUGAUGGGCACGGCACCUCUCCUCCCAUCAUCACAGGUGAACGUGAACCUCCCCCAGAUCAACCAUCAACUGACAAUCUUUUCACCCGCAUCUGGCCAGAUGGCCAUGUUUCAGAAUGAGCAGCUGCAGAAUCAGAUGGAAGGGGUCAACAUCAACAACACCACAUCAGUGGGUGUCUACAGUGAGCAGAUGAUGCCAUUAUUCAACAUGGCAAGCAACACAGCCCCAAUGGAGAUGGCCAAUGCCAACUUCUCAUCGAUGAAUCAGAUGAUGGUCAAUGACGGAAGCACCAACUCUCCAUCGCCUAACCUUCAGGCGGGCAACCCUGUCGCGCCGCCGGCUCAGAUGGUAAAUUGUGGUGGAAGCAGCAGCUCCGCAUUGCCUGGCUAUAUGGAUAGCUCUCUCGUGCCGCCAUCUCAGAUGGUUAAUGGUGGUGGAAGCAGCAACUCUGCAUUACCUGGCCAUCUGGACAGCUCUGUCGCACCGCAGACUCAGAUGCUUAAUGGCGGGGAGGGUGCAUCUGGCAUUCUACCUGUGCAAGAUGACCCAGCUGGGCAGCAAGCUUCUAAUGAUCAGCUAACCUACAGCACUUCUAACUUUCUGGAGGAUAUUUUUGCUAACAUGGAUAGUCAGGAUUUCAAUCCAGAUGCUACUUUGUUAGGUGAAGAAUAUUAGUUCCUUUGUUCGCCCCACCUGCGCCAAAGAUCUCUCCGCAUUUUGUGCAGGCCAGAUGAUGAUCAUCAGUCCAUGGUUCUUGCACAUUGUAUUGCGGAGUUGUGCAAAAAAAACGCCGAAUUGUAGUAGGUAGUUAGAAGCGGUGUGGGCUUCUACUUUACUUCAGCCUUUAUUUUAAAUUGGUCCUUGUGUUUUAAGGAUCAUAUAAUAACUUUAUGUUCCCGACGUCAAAGAGGACGUGCAGAAUAAUUGGCUAUACGCAUCAUCGAUGCAGUUCCCCGGUUGUAAUAAGACUUCCAUUUUCUAGAAUGGAAAUAAGUUUAUGUUAUGUCAUAUGGAGCCAUUUUUCAUGUACUUGUGAUGAGUGCAAUGCUGCCUCUAUUCCUGAGAUUCCCCUGCAAAUAAAAACAU
This is a messenger RNA of Lolium perenne, 2340 nucleotides long. RefSeq names its product two-component response regulator ARR14-like. Gene Ontology annotation, molecular function: DNA-binding transcription factor activity; DNA binding. Gene Ontology annotation, biological process: phosphorelay signal transduction system; cytokinin-activated signaling pathway. The record is from RefSeq and is a predicted model, not a curated record. Lineage: Eukaryota; Viridiplantae; Streptophyta; Magnoliopsida; Poales; Poaceae.